AUGUCCACAUGUCAGGAAAUGCAGAUAGACGUACCUUCCUACCUCGAAAAUAGUAAAAUCCUUGAUGCCUUUGCCUGGAAAGCAACGAAGUUUCUCCUCGAUCAUGGGGUCUCUGUCCAGCUCGCACUCUUGCUCUGCCUGGUGAUGGCAAAUCGAAGUGUUUACCACGCAAAAUUCAUGCCUGUACAAAUCACAGAGUAUCUAUACCAAGCUGGUUUUAAGGAUGUCAGUGAGUAUGACGACUAUGGAUAUACCCCAUCUAUGAGGUGUAUUGAAUGGAUAGGCGGCUCAUAUACCACAAAAAAUUUUCGAUUUGAAUUUACGCUAGAUAGCAUCGCUCUGCUUUGGUGGUACAUGUCUAAAGGGGUGGGUUUCCUCAAAUCUUAUGGUUUCUACAAUGAAACAUUGCUUCAUCGGAUUGCGAGAAGACUUAGAAGCUUUGUAGAAAUCCAAGAUUGCUCGCCAAUUAUCGACAUGCCCCAAUAUUUGGCACUAAAAAGUCUUGUGGUUAUGAAAAAGCAUGAUGAUUGCAUAUGCGCUUGCUCAAAUGGCGGUUGUCUUCCAGUCACCAGAAUGAUGGCUCUGAGACGAGAAUCGAGGUUCCCACAAGAUGCAGAGGACCAUAGGCGAGAGGGUAUUGACUACAGAUUGAAAAAGACAUAUCAAAUAAGUGAAUUUUUGGACAGUGAGGCAACGGAUUAUUCGUGGGUAGCUGAAAGUUUCUUCCGAGCCUUCACAUUUUCCAUGCUUGAACUCACCCACACAUGCUUCUGCGAGAAACAUCCAUCUGACCAUUCUACUGCGAGCGAAAUAGCAGAAAUUCGAGAAGAAGAAGCCGGCUUAAUCGAACAACUCGAUGAACUGGUUGCAGAAUCCCUAGAAAUGUUCCGAGCCUUCGAAGGCUCCUUGACUGCUUUCCUCAAAACCAAGUGGAAACCAAGAAUAGACGACUAUCUCGAGCAGAACGACGAAAAAAUGGAUGCGGAAAGCUUGCAGAAAAUAAGGGAGAUUGGAGUGAACAUGGAGUGA
Messenger RNA from Sclerotinia sclerotiorum 1980 UF-70, 1029 nucleotides. RefSeq lists its product as hypothetical. The coding region runs from base 1 to 1029 and encodes 342 amino acids. The record is from RefSeq and is a predicted model, not a curated record. The transcript has a single exon. NCBI's taxonomy places the organism in Eukaryota, Fungi, Ascomycota, Leotiomycetes, Helotiales, Sclerotiniaceae.